AUGUUAGAAAGGGGACACUUCAAAGCACAUAUUCCUUUUCUUUUCUUUUUCUCUUUUUCCUUCUUUUUCUCUGUUCUUUUCCUUCUCCCUCUUUUUUUUUCUUUCCCUUUUUUCCUUUUCUUUUUCCCUUCGUCUCAUUUUUCUUUUCUUUCUCUCUUUUUCCUUUUCCUUCUUUCUAUCUGUUCUUUUGCUUCUGCCUCUUUUUUGAACCAGCAAUUUUGUCAUUUAAAACCCUUACAAUUUAAUUCUAUCUAUCUAUCUAUCUAUCUAUCUAUCUAUCUAUCUAUCUAUCUAUCUAUCUAUGUUGAACAUCACGUUGUUCAGCUGGAAAAUUGGAUUGAUGAAUAUACAGCAGAGUUACCUCCCUUGAAAAACUUCAUUCUACCUUCUGGUGGAAAAGCUUCCUCUUCUCUUCAUAUGGCCAGAUCAAUUUGCCGCAGAGCUGAACGAAGAGUGAUUCCAUUAGUACAAGGUGGAGAAAUGGAUGAUGCACCUUUGAAAUACCUAAACAGAAUAAAGGCUGUCUCCUCUCACUCUCUAUCCCUGUUCAUAUCUAUCUAUCAUCAGUCUGAUCAUAUCUAUCUAUCUAUCUAUCUAUCUAUCUAUCUAUCUAUCUAUCUAUCUAUCAGCAGUCUCUUCAUAUCUAUCUAUCCCCAUCCAUUCUCUCCUCAUCUAUCUAUCUAUCUAUCUAUCUAUCUAUCUAUCUAUCUAUCCAAACUUAUUGUCUGUCUAAACCUAUUCAUAUCUAAGUUAUGCUACUCAUCCCCUCCUACUACUCUCUCUCUCUCCUCAAAUCUAUUUAUCUAUCUAAACCUCUCUAUCUAG
This is a messenger RNA of Acanthosepion pharaonis, 825 nucleotides long. NCBI's taxonomy places the organism in Eukaryota, Metazoa, Mollusca, Cephalopoda, Sepiida, Sepiidae. The record is from the annotation of a GenBank genome assembly.